Molecule: messenger RNA, 1987 nt
Organism: Rosa rugosa (rugosa rose)
Lineage: Eukaryota; Viridiplantae; Streptophyta; Magnoliopsida; Rosales; Rosaceae
Product: probable LRR receptor-like serine/threonine-protein kinase At3g47570
Exons: 2
Coding region: 21-1214 (397 amino acids)
Biological process (GO): protein phosphorylation
Molecular function (GO): ATP binding; protein kinase activity
Source: RefSeq, a predicted model, not a curated record
GUUUCUAAGAAUACACAACAAUGGAUCUGUCUUUGCUGUUUCUUCGUUUGUCAAAAAGGAAAACCAUAGGACGGAACAAAAUGUUGUCAUUUCUUCGUUUCAGAAGAAAGAAUAAUGCCAUAGUACCUGCUCAUUGGAGCUAUUUGAGGGUGGAUCUUUUGCCAGUGUCAUAUAGUGCUCUUUCAGAAGCUACUGAUAAAUUUUCUUCAAGAAAUUUGAUUGGUGUGGGUAGUUUUGGGUCCGUUUACAAAGUAGCUCUUGUUACCCCAUUUGAUAGAACUUACCUUUUUUUGGCCAAAUAUGAUCGCGUUCAUCUUGUUGCUGUGAAGGUGUUUAACUUGUCACGCCAUGGAGCUUCGAGGAGUUUCAUAACCGAAUGCGAGGUGUUAAGAAAUAUCAGGCAUCGAAAUGUGGUCAAGAUUGUAACUGCAUGUUCUAGUGUCGAUUUUUAUGGUAAUGAAUUCAAGGCUCUGGUGUAUCAGUACAUGGAGAAGGGGAGCUUAGAGGAGUGGUUGCAUACAACUUCUGGAACACAACAGGUAAGACGUGCACCUAAGAAAUUAAAUCUUUAUCAGAGGUUAAGCAUAGCAAUUGAUGUUGCUUGUGCGGUAGAAUAUCUUCAUAAUCAUUGCGAAACUCCAAUAGUUCAUUGUGAUAUCAAGCCAAGCAAUGUUCUUCUGGACAAGGAGUUUACCGCACAUUUAUCUGACUUUGGACUAGCAAGGUUUCUCUCAAGAACGAAAAAUGAUUUUGCAAUCGGUUUAAGAGGAUCUGUAGGUUAUGCCGCGCCAGAGUAUGGAAUGGGAGGUGAGGUGUCAACAUAUGGUGACUUGUACAGCUUCGGCAUUCUCUUGUUAGAGAUAUUUUCAGGGAAGAAGCCCACUGAUGAGAUGUUCUGUGACGGAUCAAACUUUCGUAGUUUUUGUAAGGCUGCUUUGUCAAAAGGAGUUACAAAAAUUGCAGAUCCAGUGCUUCUUCAAGAAGGCAAAGGGGCCGCAAGCAUUAUCGGCAUAAGAGAUGAAGAAAUUGAAGAAUGCUCGAGUGAGUUCUUUAGAAUAUUUGAAGAAUGCUUGAGUGAGAUCUUUAGAAUUGGUAUCGGGUGUUCUACUGAAUCACCAAGAGACCGAUUGGAUAUCAGAGAUGUUGUAUUUUCAUUGCGUUACAUUAGGGAACGUUUACCUUGUCUUUUAAGAAGGGGGAACGUAUAUCUUUGAUAGAUAGUACUUUAAACUUUUGCUACCUUUUGUUGAAGAUCACUACUGCAUCUUGUACAAUCUUUAGACAUAAAAUUAGUCAACCCCAUUAGAUUAAUGGAAUACCAUAGUAUACGGUGUUGUUUGACAAACCUCAGAAAUUAAGAAAUCAAGUAAAGAACGGACACGCGAGACAAAAUUUAACUCUUAUCUAAUCUCCUCUCACUUUCCGGAGACAAAUCGGAACUCGAUCUCGCAUCUCGUUAUUCACUUAUUCUUAACUCUUAUUUACUUGGUAAUAAUAAACCCACAAUUUAAACAAUAAAAGAAUCUUGAUAUCAUCAAUAUACAAAAUAUCGUUCCUUGUUCCACUCAUGAUCCCCCAAAUAAAGAAAUUAAAAGAAUUGUAGUUAACACACAGCUGCCAAAACCGAACUCAGUUCCCAUUUUUCACAAUCCUAGUUUCAUUAACUGAGCUCAACCCAGCCUCAAAGUCAUUCUCAGAAUCACAAUGCACACAUUCAAUUCCAUCAUAACCGAACAUGCAACCACAUUUCUUCUAUGUCAAAUUGAAUGAAAAUAAAUCCCAAAAGCAAACGACUUACAUGGGUUUUUGAGCUCCGUGGGCUGAAUGCUGAGGAGAUUUCCGGUGCUCAUGACCGCGAACCAAGCAAUCCAAAUUCGGAAAUUGAAUUGCGAAUUAGGGUUUUCGCAGAGAUAUGAUCCGAUGGAGAAGGAGAGAGCAGAACAAGGAGAGAAACGGUAAAAUAUGGAGAGAGGUAGAGUCAUUCACU